AUGCGUCAUCACAAAAACAAACCAGAGAUGAAGUUCGUCAAGUCUCUAGGAAAAGGCACGUACGGCUCCGUAGAUCUCUUCAGUUACACGAAACAAGACGGCACAAUGUUCUACAACGCCGUGAAGAUCUCUGAUCAUUCUCAAGACGACAACUCUAUCAAAAGAGAGUUUAGAGUUCUCAAGAAACUCAGAGGAUGUCAAGGAAUCGUGCAGUCUUUUGGUAACUCUCUGAUUCAAGAAACCGAUUCUAAUGGAAAGAAAGUCUACAAGAUGGCCAUCGAGUACGCAGCUGGUGGUAACCUAACAGAGUUCAUCCGCGUAAACCGAAAGCUAUCGGAUACGAUCGUUAAAGACUUCACUCGUAUGCUUCUCCAAGGGUUGGUUUCGGUUCAUGGACGCGGUUAUGUACAUUGCGAUCUUAAACCGGAGAAUCUCCUUCUCUUCCCGCGUCAAGAUCAAGAAACUAGGUUAUGUUCGCACGAGUUAAAGAUUUCGGAUUUUGGAUUGACGAUAAAGGCAGGAGAGGAGUCUGUUUGUUGGGAAACUGAAGCACCGUUCGUCGGAACGCCGUUAUACAUGUCGCCGGAGUCAGUUCGGGACGGAACCACCGUGGAGAAAACCCUAGAUUUGUGGUCGUUAGGUUGUGUGGUGUUGGAGAUGUUUUUAGGUAAGCAUCCAUGGUUGGGGGCUGGUGUUGAUGAUAUAAAGUCUCGUUUGUUGUGUGGGAAGGCGCCGGAGAUUCCAGAGAGUGUGCCUUGUGAUGCAAGGAAGUUUGUGGAGAAGUGUUUCGCAAGAAAGGCUGAAGAGAGAGGAAGUGCUUCUGAGUUGUUGUUGCAUCCGUUUUUGAAAGGAGAGGGGAAGGUGGAUGGUGACGGUGGCGGCGGCGGAGAGAGGAGGCGGGUGGGGUUGAGGGUUAGGAAACCACCGUCGAGGUUUGAAGAUAUUGCAAAGAAGUCACUGGAGUUGAAGGUUAUCUCAUCCAAGUCCUCGAAGUUUAAGAGAGUUUUGAAGAAACCCCUAAAGGUGAAGAUUCUGCCUCCUAGACCCCACAAGAUCUGA
Molecule: messenger RNA, 1059 nt
Organism: Eruca vesicaria subsp. sativa (arugula)
Lineage: Eukaryota; Viridiplantae; Streptophyta; Magnoliopsida; Brassicales; Brassicaceae
Source: the annotation of a GenBank genome assembly